Molecule: messenger RNA, 597 nt
Organism: Symbiodinium natans
Lineage: Eukaryota; Dinophyceae; Suessiales; Symbiodiniaceae
Source: the annotation of a GenBank genome assembly
AUGGCGUCGCCGACUCUGCGCACUCUGUCUGGGCUGCCGGCUGAGCCGACUCCGCUCAAGGACUCUGCUCUGGUGAUCAUCGACGCGCAGCAGACGUACCGCGAGGGCGUCAUGAAGCUGGAGGGCGUGGAGCCUGCCCUGGAAGAGUGCGCGGCGCUGCUCAAGCGCGCUCGCGCGGAAGGUGCCACGGUGGUCCACAUCCAGCACGAUGCUGGUGAGGGCUCGCCCUACGACCUCACUCAGCCCGUUGGCCAGAUUGCGGAGCCCGUUGCCCCAAUCUCUGGAGAGGAAGUCAUCGUGAAGAAGGUUCCCAACUCCUUCCAUGACACGACUCUCCACGAGUACCUUCAAGGCAAAGGCGUCAAGUCCUUGGUUUUGGUUGGCUUCAUGGCCCACAUGUGCGUGAACUCGACUGCCCGGGGUGCUUUCAACCUCGGCUACGCUUCAACCGUGGUCGCCAGCGCCACGGCGACUCGCUCCCUGGCGGAUCCUCUAACCGGCGAGCCCGUGGAGGCGGCCUUGCUCAAGAAAAGCGCCUUGACAGCCAUCUCCGACGUUUUCGCCGUCAUUGUGCCAACAGCUGACAAGCUCCCCUAG